AUGGCUACGGGCCCAAUAACCCCAGCCGACGACAUGGCAGACAGCGUGCGCUCUCUCUCGCCAACAGCUCAGGAACCCGCCGCCUACAAUGGCACCCGCGACACUAGCGUCUUCGACGAUGCUGUUAUGCACCUUGUGCUCGAACCUCCCUCGCCCUCCGGCAUCGUCAUCUUAACCGAUACCAACGAACAACCAGUCAAUCACCACAGCAUCCGCCUCGCCGAUAUCGACCCUCCCUCCCUCCCUACAAUCCCCGCCCACGAGCUUCCCCUCCCCCUCACCGACCCUCGCCGCAUCUACCGCUCCCCCCUCCCUGGCCUCCUCCUCACCCAUCCCAAUGGCUCCCCCGAAGGCGGCCCCUCCCCCUUCUCCUCCAUUCCCACCACACACGACGAAUUCGCACAGCACUUCAUCCGCUUGCACGGCAUCCGGAGCCCCGAAGAGCUGGAGCGGCGGCUCGGUGCAGCGAUGCAGGAGCAGAAGGACGAGCUGAGGCGACGGAUGAGGAGGAGGGAGGAGGCGAUUGAGCAUAACGCGAGGAUUGAGAAGGAGAUUCGGAAUUUGGUUGAUCAGAGGGCUAUGGAGGUGAAGCUGGAGGAGAAGCUUAAGGCGGGUGCCGCGAGGAGGCGGGAGGAGAGGGAGGAGAGGGAGAGGAAGAGGAGGAAAAGGGUGUGA
Molecule: messenger RNA, 675 nt
Organism: Coniosporium apollinis CBS 100218
Lineage: Eukaryota; Fungi; Ascomycota; Dothideomycetes
Exons: 1
Coding region: 1-675 (224 amino acids)
Source: RefSeq, a predicted model, not a curated record